Messenger RNA from Xiphias gladius (swordfish), 2193 nucleotides. RefSeq names its product pyroglutamyl-peptidase I like (gene pgpep1l). Lineage: Eukaryota; Metazoa; Chordata; Actinopteri; Istiophoriformes; Xiphiidae. The transcript has 5 exons. Gene Ontology annotation, molecular function: pyroglutamyl-peptidase activity. Gene Ontology annotation, cellular component: cytosol. The coding region runs from base 163 to 774 and encodes 203 amino acids. Gene Ontology annotation, biological process: proteolysis. The record is from RefSeq and is a predicted model, not a curated record.
CAUAGCACCACGCCAUCCAUUUGCCGGGGAAUAACUCCCCCAAGCGGACAAAAAAAGGUGAGUUGCGGGAGCUCAGAGAAAGGCGUGUUGUUUUUCGGUGUCCUGACAUGAAAUGCGCAACAACUACCUUUCCCUGGUCGACGGGGGCGACCUGCCUGCGCCAUGAAUGGAAGCGAAACCGUGGUCGUGACAGGGUUUGGACCUUUCAGACAGUUCUUGGUGAACCCGAGCUGGAAAGCAGCCCAGGGCUUGAAGUUGGUCGGAUUGGGAGAGCGGACGGAUGUUUACAUCAAGGAGGUACCAGUGAGUUAUGCCAAGACGCAGCAAAUCAUUGCAGAGCUUUGGCAAACUUUGAACCCAAAGUUUGCAGUACACCUGGGCAUAGCCAGAGGCUCCAGCGUCGUCAUGUUGGAGCAAACAGGGAGGAACAGCGGCUACAGAGACAAAGAUGUGUGCGGUUUCUGUCCUGAAAGUCACUGCUGCGUGGAAGGAGGGCCAGAGCAACUCUGCUCAGUCAUUAACAUGAGGGCUGUUUCCAAACAGAUCAGACAAGCAGGGAUGGAUGUCAUUUACUCGAGAGACGCUGGCAGGUACCUGUGUGAUUUUGCGUAUUACUGCUCACUGUAUCACGGGCAGGGGAACGCAGCCCUCAUCCACUUGCCCACGUCUGGCGGCCUGUCCUCAGCUGACAGACUGGUGCCUCUGCUGCAGACCCUCAUUCAGACCAUGCUCGACCGGCUGGACGACCCUUCGGGGAACGGCAUGAAGAGAUGACGACAGCGGAUUCCCCAAGCCAGCAGUCGCGCCGAGGAGGAUCCCCUAACAGAGACAUUUCGCGCCACACAAACAAAGACACCACACCACCGAGUGAUGUGGAUAAGAAAACUGUGGCUCAAAGCAGUCAUAAUUCUCAUUCAUUUAUUUAUUCAAAAUUUCAGGAAAAAAAAAAAAGAAAAUACAAGAAAUUCUCAGAUACACAUUUGGAGAUGGCAUGUCAAAAAUACCCCAUCUCAGCUAUAGGUGUGAAAAACUUUGAGGCCUCAGAUACAGAGUUUGAAAUAAGACAGAGUCUAGUGAAUGUUUUAGAUUAUUUCUUUCCCCAAUCAGGUAAUGAACACACAGAUUUUGUGAAAGUAUAAUAAUAAAAUAAUAGUAGUAGACCAAGGCCCCCUCAGAAGGUAUAGGAAUGCAAAUCAUAAAAAGAGAGGCAUGAUUAUGAUAAACCUCAAACUUAUUAUUGCAGUUUGAAUGCACUGACGCAUCCUCCAUAAACCUGAGGUUUGCAUGAAGAACAUUCUGAAAAAUUAAAAUGACAGAUGACUACGUUGCAUCUUUUCUAGUUAGUGACUGUAUGUAUAUGCUGGAAAUCUGGUCAUGCUAAAAAGCAACUAGUGUGAAGCUGUAAACUUAGGCCUAUCUUUUUUUUUUUUUUUUUUUCCCUAAUCACGUUGUGUACUCUUUACCAUGUCUACCCGUAAUCUAUGCAACAUCCCUGUCCUAUAUAUGUCCACUUGUGUAUUUAAAUGCUGUAGUUUGUGACAGGUUUGUGAUCUAAUGGUAACCAGUAAUUCAACAGUAAUUCACCUCACACUAGGUCAAUGUAAUGUCUACUCCCAGAAUUGAAAAGCUGAAAAUAUUUGUAUUUUAUCAUUACGUACAUCCAAACUGGAAAAAAACAAAACAUAAAUGCACAGAUAUGUUAAGUAACUACACAAGCUGUUUGCUUGUCAGUGGUGAUUUCUGUACUAAUAUAAUAUUCAGCAGCAGUCUGACUGUUUUUCAACCAAAAGAUUGUUCACUCUUUGAUUGUUAUUCUCUUAAAUCAAUCACAGAUAAAAUGCCUAUGAAGAACCUAGAUUGAGCACCCAAAUUUCACAUUAAAAGUUACCCAGUGGCCUAUUCAUAAUACCAUUUUUUUAUUGCUUUGGGUAUUAAUUUCAACACGGAUUUUUCCAAUAAUUUUAUGCCUCCAGCUCAGAAGCCGUUGCACCGAGACAAUGUUUGACAUGUAGCCACUGUGAGUAAAAAGUAGAACUGAGGUUUCAUGUGAAGCUUUGAGAUGUAAAAGCUCCGUCGCCACCUUUGCUCUCAGCAUUUGUGAUGACAGUAUAAGAUCAACUGAGGUGACUGUUUGAACCAGCAGCAUAACCGUACGUAGCCGUACAACAGGCCAGAAAAGGUGCGUAGAGUUUA